Molecule: messenger RNA, 2912 nt
Organism: Anneissia japonica
Lineage: Eukaryota; Metazoa; Echinodermata; Crinoidea; Comatulida; Comatulidae
Exons: 4
Coding region: 157-2778 (873 amino acids)
Source: RefSeq, a predicted model, not a curated record
AGAAUCUGGGUUGUGUCUUAUGCAUGGGUAACCGCUUCUUUAGAGGUAGGCUACCUUUUGCCAGAGAAAAACUUUGAAGUUGUUGGCGACGACAUUAAUGGCAGGAACCACAAUGGCCCAAAAAGGGCAAGACUUUGGAAAAGCCCAGAACUACUAAUGAAUAAAUUCACAAUAUAUCCUAUGGGGCAAUAUACUGAUUUAACGAAAGAUGAAGUUAUGUCUCUAUUGGAGUGUUGUGGUGCCAGUAUUUCAGAACUGUUAGAUGACCAUGUCUCUUAUAUUAUUGUUGAGGAGGAUACUAAAAAAAAUUACAAUGAACUGUACAAGAAAUAUCGUAUACCAUUUAUAUCCAUUUAUUGGGUAUUAGACAGCAUAUCGACAUACACCAUCCAACCAAUUGAUAGUUACAAUUUAUCUCAAAUGAAAAAGAUAAUUGAAAGUGAGAAAGACGAUGAGACAUCAGUUGAUGAGCAGAGGAGAUUUAAGCACAAAAGAAAGAAAAUUGAAAGUGAGAAAGACUUAGAUGAGACAUCAGAUGACGAGCAGAAAAGGCAUAAGCACAAAAGAAAGAAAAGUGAAAGUGAGGAAAAUGAAACAUCAGAUGAGACUUCAGAUGAUGAGCAAAGGAGACAUAAGCCAAAAAGAAAGAAGAAAAUUGAAAGUGAGAAAGACUUAGAUGAGACAUCAGUUGACGAGCAGAGGAGACUUAAGGACAAAAGAAAGAAAAUUGAAAGUGAGAAAGACUUAGAUGAGACAUCAGAUGACAAGCAGAUGAGACAUAGGCACAAAAGAAAGAAAAUUGAAAGUGAGGAAAAUGAAACAUCAGAUGACAAGCAGUUGAGACAUAAGGCCAAAAGAAAGAAGAAAAUUGAAAAUGAGAAAGACUUAGAUGAGACAUCAGAUGACGAGCAGAAGAGACAUAGGCACAAAAGAAAGAAAAUUGAAAGUGAGGAAAAUGAAACAUCAGAUGACGAGCAGUUGAGACAUAAGCCCAAAAGAAAGAAGAAAAUUGAAAAUGAGAAAGACUUAGAUGAGACAUCAGAUGACCAGAAGAGGCGGCAUAAGCACCAAAGAAAGAAAAUUGAAAAUGAGAAAGACUUAGAUGAGACAUCAGAUGACGAGCAGAGGAGGCAUAAGCACAAAAGAAAGAAAAGUGAAAGUGAGGAAAAUGAAACAUCAGAUGAGACUUCAGGUGACGAGCAAAGGAGACAUAAGCCAAAAAGAAAGAAGAAAAUUGAAAGUGAAGAUGAGACAUCCGAAGAUGACAUGCAACAUAUAACAUGUAAGAAGUUCAAGCAGAAACAACAUUCUUUUAAGGUGAGGAUAGGGUACAAACACAAGAUUAAGAAAGGCAAAAAGCACAAGUUAUACAAACAAAAAAAAGGUCGAAAGUACAACGUAGAAAGCAGUGGGGAUGAGAUAACUGUUCAGACUGUGACAAAAAAGAAAAAUGGUAAGAGAGUUUGGGAUCGGAAACAGUACUGUUACUAUUGCGGUAAAGCAGAUUUUAAGAUAGUUCGACAUUGGUGUACAUGGCAUAAGGAAGAGGAGUUAGUGAUGGAAAUAGAAGCGUUAUCAUUAAAUACAACAGCAAGAAAUGAGAAGAUAGCAAUCCUUAGAAACAAAGGCAAUCUUAAACAUAAUUUUUUAGUAUGGGAAACGGGUAGUGGCCAAAUUAUUCCCAGAAAAAGACCAAGUUUUAUUUCAGAUGCUGAUGAUUACGCCCCAUGCCUGAUAUGUUCUGGUCCCUUUAGGAGGAAAUGGCUAGCAAAGCAUGAGAGGGUGUGUGCUAAAAAACAUGGUCGGGAAAGGCAAAAAAGAGUGCAGGCAGCUGCCAAAAUGAUCAUACCCUACGAAGAAGAAGCAGCUUUUGACAUACUGAAAAAAAAGGUGUUGUCAAGAAUGCAAGCUGGUAAAAUUUCCACGCAAGUUAGAAGGGAUAGAGAUAUCCUGAUCUAUGGAUCUAAGUUGAUAAAAACACGACCUGAGGACCAUAAAUCUUUGGCAGUGUCUCAGAAAAUGAGAGAUCUCGCAAAAUUAGUAAUAGCUGCUCAGGCUGAAGAUCAAUCAAUUAAAAGUAUAAGAGACUGCAUUGAUCCAAAGAAAUUUUGCACAGUUGUGACUGCAGUUAAGAAAAUAGCAGGAUACUCAGAAAAAGAUAAUAAAUAUGAGACUCCUUCUUACGCAAGGAAUAUUGGUUUUGAGUUGAAUAAGGUGGUCGAUCAACUCUUGGCAAAAGCUCUACAAGAUGACACAACAGAGAGUAUACGACUAAGCAAGAGGCUAAAUUCUUUUCAUGACAUAAAGCUGGCAGAGUGGUCUUCUGAAAUAUCGGGGAUUGCUCAUCACACCCUAAAUAAGCGUAAGAGGAAUAAGCCAAAAGUUUUGCCUCUAGCUGAUGACUUGAAGAAGUUGAAUGCUUACUUGGAUAACCAUAUUGACAAGCACGAAGAAGCACUGAAGAAAGAUCACACCUCAACAAAGGAUUGGUUAGAACUAAGUCAAGGACUACUGGCACGUGUGUCUCUAUUCAACAAGCGUCGCUCAGGUGAAACAGAAAGGCUUAAUUUGGAAGACUACGUAAAGGGUCUAGAUGCAGAUGAUAAUAUACCAAAGGAAAUUUUUAAUUCACUUACAGAAAUAGAAAAGGCUCUUGCGUUGAAGCUUCAAAGAAUUGAAGUGGCAGGGAAACGUGAUAGGAAUGUUCCCAUUCUGCUUACAAAUAGCAUGGUCAAGCAAAUCAACUUUCUCAAUCAAACCAGAAAUUCGCUGGUGUAAGUGAAGAUAAUCCAUAUGUGUUUGCACGUCCAUAUUUUGGAUCACUUUUCCCUACUAAAGUGUCUGAGUGUUACCAGAAAUUCUCAGCUGCAUGUGGUGCUCAGAAUCCAGAAAUGAUCCGGUCAACAAAAUUA